This is a messenger RNA of Darwinula stevensoni, 2139 nucleotides long. The record is from the annotation of a GenBank genome assembly. NCBI's taxonomy places the organism in Eukaryota, Metazoa, Arthropoda, Ostracoda, Podocopida, Darwinulidae.
UCUUUUACAUAUAUACUAGAUGAGUGGUUGUGUGGUCCAUGUUGAAAACAGGAUUUUUGGAGCUCCUUGCACCCACAAGUGCUGAUAUAAACUUAUUCUUAGGUAUUAAAAUUAGAGCAAUAAAAGCCAGAGGUCAUUAGCAUUGCCUUUGGUGAUUUCUUGUUAUUGUGAACAAGGCAUUAACCAAAAUAAUUGUUGGCCCAUGCACAUUUGCAAGGAAGUUUGAAUGGCAAGAGACCAGAAUGAGGGCUUGGAAGGAGAGGAUCCUCUCCCUGACAAGGCAGCUGCAAAGGAGUUCUAUGCCAGAUAUGAGCCCAAAGAAGUCUUAGGCAAGGGUGUUAGCUCCACUGUGAGGAAGUGCAUUGAGAAGGAAAGUGGGAAGGAAUUUGCAGCAAAGAUCAUUGACUUGACUGGAGCUGAUGCCAGGGAAUCAGAAACACUUCGUGAAGCUACUCUCAGGGAAAUCGAGAUCCUCCGCAUUGUUGCUGGACACCCCUACAUCAUUGAGCUCCAUGAUGUGUUUGAGUCAGACACAUUCAUCUUCCUUGUAUUUGAACUCUGCAAGAAUGGAGAGCUAUUUGAUUAUCUCACUUCUGUGGUUACCCUCUCAGAGAAGAAGACCAAAUACAUAAUGAGGCAGCUGCUAGAUGCAUUGGAAUAUGUGCACAGCAAACAUAUUGUCCACCGUGAUGUGAAACCAGAGAAUGUUCUACUUGAUGACAACUUCAAUGUCAAGCUAACUGACUUUGGAUUUGCUCGAGUUCUCCAGCCUGGGGAGAGGUUAUAUGAGUUGUGUGGCACGCCAGGCUAUCUGGCACCAGAGUUAUUGAAAUGCAAUAUCUCAGAGAGCUCCCUCGGCUACGGGAUGGAAGUGGACAUUUGGGCUUGUGGUGUCAUCAUGUAUACUCUUCUGGUUGGGUGCCCACCAUUUUGGCACCGGAAGCAAAUGAUCAUGCUGAGAAACAUAAUGGAGGGAAAAUACAGCUUCACUUCCCCUGAAUGGGAUGACAUCACUGACUCACCCAAAGACCUCAUUCACCGCAUCCUUGUCACGGACCCAGAACGACGCAUCACGGUUCGAGAGGCACUCCAUCACCCUUUCUUCCAGAUCAUGCACUACCAAGGGAAGAAGUUUGAUGCUCGGCGAAUGUUCCAUUUUGGGAUUCUGUGUGUGCGAUCCAUGGUGCGAUUGAAGCGACUGCGCUACACACCAGAGCCAAUUUCAAUUUCAAUGGCCCGCAAUGAUCCAUACAAGCUACGCACAAUCCGAAAGGUGACAGAUGCGAUAGCAUUCCGUGUGUAUGGACAUUGGGUGAAGCGUGGAGAUACCCAGAACCGUGCUGCCCUCUUCGAGAACCACGCCAAGACUGAGAUGAAGCACUUCAUCAUUCCCACUCCUGCAACAUGACGUCGUCGCUUCCCAGUCGCUUAAUUGUUUAGUAGAGAAUGCAAAAUAACUUGUUACUCUGGUCUCUGUUUCUUCCUAUGCUUUCCAUCUUGUGGUCGGCCGAUCUCCCUGCGCUCUGGUCAAUGUUCCCCCGUCCAAGUCUCCUGUUAUUUAUCGUGGAUGUUCUGUUCUCCUCAAAAUCCUGUCUGAGGACCGAUCCAAGAAAAGAGGCAUGCAACACUCGUAUUGAUUUAUCUCAUCCCAAACUUUUAUCCUUCUUUUUUUUCCACUGGAGGUGUGCUUGAUAUUCUUUUAUGCACAAUGCUGGUAUGCCUUAGUGAUAUUUGUACAUGGUCCGGUGCAAUCAUGAUCAAUGAGCUGAAUGUUGCUCACAAGAAGUUUUCUACCCUAUCUUUUCUGCCCUCAUUGUGAAAAGAAUGCUCUGUGAGAAGUCUGACUGGUGGAAUCCCAGAACUUCAUUUUCAACACCCACAAGCAAAUGCUAUCAGUUGGUUGUUUUCUCUUGCACCUGUGGAUAAAACUUCCAAGAAUCUCUAAAGUAUUGCCAAUGCUCUAGUCAUCCUCUGGCACUUCUGAGUUUGUGGGUCGUCUCACAUUCACGAGAGGCUCUUGGUCCCCUCGGUUCGGCCUUGCAUCUGUAGAAUUGUUUUUGUCCAUUUCAGGCUAUUAAUGUUCUUUUGCUGUUUAAGCAAGAUACAAUAAUAAAAGUGGCCUUGUUGAUCUUGCAAAUA